AUGAAGACAGCAUCCAUUGCCGCAGCAGCUGCUGCUAUGUUCACCACCAUGGUCGAGGCUCAAGCUUUCACCCUCAAGAUGCGUUCUAGUGACGAUCGUUACAACGAUGUUCCCGUGGUCGCCUGGAACGGCAUGUUCAUUGCAGAACUCAAUGGCAACAGCACCACUGCAACCUGCCCUCCUUGGGACACCAACUGCGCCGGAAGAGACACAACCAUCUUCUCGGGGCCCACUGUUGGCGGCCAGGCGACCCAGAUGUGGAUGGGAAUUCUCCAGGAGCACGGCCAGAGAGUCUACACACACCCACCUCCCAAGGGUCUUUUCGAGUCAACAGGGUACGGCGACCUGAUCAGCUACACAGCAGCAGGCAAUGAUGAGUCCGCCAACGUACCCAAGGUUGAUGACUUCAAUGAUCUCUGGAACAUCGUUACAAUUGACAACGACAAUGGCCUUUAUGGCUCCGUCAGAGGUGACCAAGCCCUCGCUCAUGGCCCUGACAACCGCUAUGUUUUCGAUCUGUGCACUGCGAGCAACAACCCCUGGGGUGGAGAGACUCACAUCAUCUCCACUGUGUCAAAGUACUGCUACCCUGUCAUGAUUGUCGUUGAGCCUACAGAUGCGGCUGCUCCUCAAUUCUACAACUGUGAUGGUUGUGAGUUGAGAGGAAAGGACCUUGCCAAGGAUGGACCUGCUUGUGCCCCUCCGUUCUGUGGCAGUAACAACAGAUGGUGGUGGAUUUAA
Aureobasidium namibiae CBS 147.97 is the source of this 741-nucleotide messenger RNA. RefSeq lists its product as uncharacterized. The transcript has a single exon. The record is from RefSeq and is a predicted model, not a curated record. Bases 1 to 741 code for a protein of 246 amino acids. NCBI's taxonomy places the organism in Eukaryota, Fungi, Ascomycota, Dothideomycetes, Dothideales, Saccotheciaceae.